AUUGCAUUCUCAAAGCAGAUCGAUCAAUCAUGAGCCAGACUUUAGAGAAGCUGCGUCGCGCCUUCACGGGCCUCGUGCCCCGCGUUCUCGACGCCGAGCUGCAGGUGCAAGCCGCAUCGUCGCACCAGGUGAAGGCGCUCCUCGUCGAGUCCGAAGACGCCCAUGGCAGCGAGUACGUGAGCGACCGCAACAAGCGGCGGGCGUUCGUCUCGGGCUUUACGGGCUCGGCGGGCACGGCGCUCUUGACAACGGACAAGGCACUGCUUUGGACCGACGGCCGGUACUUUCUUCAGGCCGAGCAAGAGCUCAGCGACGAGUGGACGCUCAUGCGCCAAGCGCAGAAGGACGUACCAACGGUCGAGGAGUGGCUCGAAGCCAACUUGACGGCCGGCGACGCGCUUGCGAUCGACCCGCUCUUGACGUCCGUAGCCACGGCACGCAAGCUCGUGAAGGCUCUUGGCGCGGUCAAGGCGGCCGUCGUCGUCUGCGAAUGGCAGAAGAACCUCGUGGACCAGGUCUGGGACGACCAGCCGCCGCAGCUCCCGUCGGACGUAUACGCGCUCAGCCUCGAGUAUGCCGGCGCGUCGAUUGCCGAGAAGCUGGCGUCGCUGCGCGCCGAAAUCACCAAGAAGGGCGGUCGCGCGAUCGUGCUCACGGCCCUCGACGACAUUGCGUGGCUCUUCAACAUCCGCGGCGCCGACGUCGAGUGCAACCCCGUCGUUACAUCGUAUGCCCUUGUGACGCUGGACUCGGCGACGCUCUUUAUGGACGCCAAGGAAGUGAGCGACGAGUUGCUCGCCCACUUUGGCUCGGACGUCCAAGUCCAGGGCUACGGCGACAUUGUCUCGGCGAUUGAGACGUACGCCGCGUCGUGCGCGCCGGACGCGGGCCAAGUGAUCCUCGUCGACCCUGCCCAGUGCAAUGUCGCCGUCUUUAGCGCGAUCCCGGUCUCGCUUCGCAAGGAGCUUCCGUCGAUCGUCAUGAAGCAAAAGGCCAUUAAGAACGAAGUGGAAAUCGAGGGCAUGCGCCAGGCGCACAUUCGCGAUGGCGCAGCGCUCGUCAAGUUUUUCUCGUGGCUCGAGGAGCAGCUCGAGGCAGGAAACGAGUUGCUGACUGAAGUCAGCGUUGCCAAGGCCCAGCAAGCCUUCCGCGAAGAAAUGGACAAGUACGUGUCGCUCAGCUUUGAGACCAUCUCGGGCUCGGGCCCGAAUGGCGCUAUCAUCCACUACGACCCCAAGGAGGAGACCUGCGGCAGCGUGACCACGGACAAGAUGUACCUCAACGACUCGGGCGCGCAGUAUCUCGACGGCACGACGGACGUGACACGCACGUCGCACUUUGGCACGCCGACGACCCACGAAAUCUACUGCUUUACGCACGUCCUCAAGGCGCACAUUGCGCUCGCGACGGCCGUCUUCCCCAACGACUGCGACGGCGUCAAGCUCGAUGCGCUCACCCGCGCGCCGUUGUGGCGCGCUGGGAUGGACUACCGCCACGGCACGGGCCACGGCGUCGGUGCGUUCUUGAACGUCCACGAAAAGGGCGUGCUCAUGUCGUUCAAGCUCAACCCCACGGGUCUCUUGAUUGGCGAAAACAUGAUUGUGAGCAACGAGCCCGGCUACUACGAAGACGGCAACUUUGGCAUUCGCAUCGAGAGCUUGAUGGUCGCCAAGAAGGCGGAAGGUCUUCCGACGACGUACGGCCAGUUUUGCGUCUUUGAGACGAUCACCAUGUGCCCGAUCCAGCGCCGCCUCAUUGACACGGCGCUCCUCACGCCGGACGAGCUCGCAUGGCUCAACGCGUACCACGCGACCGUGCGCACGAAGCUUGCGCCGUUGCUUGUUGGCGCGCCGCUUUCGUACCUCCUCAAGGAAACGGAGCCGCUCGUUGGCGCUUGAGUCCUACUCGUUCUACAAUAGCUCAGCGUUUAUUCCCGCAAAAUCCUUUGCCGCGUUGAA
Molecule: messenger RNA, 1958 nt
Organism: Saprolegnia parasitica CBS 223.65
Lineage: Eukaryota; Oomycota; Saprolegniomycetes; Saprolegniales; Saprolegniaceae
Exons: 13
Coding region: 30-1898 (622 amino acids)
Molecular function (GO): metalloaminopeptidase activity
Source: RefSeq, a predicted model, not a curated record